This is a messenger RNA of Eublepharis macularius, 1590 nucleotides long. Its product is annotated as arylacetamide deacetylase-like 4. The transcript is spliced from 4 exons. Gene Ontology annotation, cellular component: membrane. The record is from RefSeq and is a predicted model, not a curated record. Gene Ontology annotation, molecular function: carboxylic ester hydrolase activity. NCBI's taxonomy places the organism in Eukaryota, Metazoa, Chordata, Lepidosauria, Squamata, Eublepharidae. The coding region runs from base 18 to 1226 and encodes 402 amino acids.
AACUCUCUGGGAAGAACAUGAAUUUGUCUCUUCUCCUCGUGAUCUAUCUGGCUCUCAGCUUUGUAUUUUGGCGUUAUCUUUCCUUCCGAAGAGUGGGUAUCCCUGUGGGAAUCUUUGAAUCCUGCAAAUAUGCUUUGGCUGUCUUCUAUAUGGAUGCGGUUUUUUUAUUGGGAUCUAUUUUGGAAACAUUGGGAAUAUGCAGCCAAAUCAAAUUUGUAAGACUGUCACUAAUGUUAUGUGCUCGACAAACUGACCAGAAUCUCUGCAUCAGGGACGAACGCUUUGGUAAUGUGCCUGUGAGAAUAUAUGAACCAAAACAUCCCUACACUGAGCCAAGAAGAUGUGUAAUCUACAUACAUGGAGGUGCUGGCAUGAUUGGGACCAUUAGAGCUUAUGCAGCUGUAUGCCGUAGAUUAGCUCUAAGAAGUGGGACAAUGGUUGUGAAUGUCGGGUUUCGUUUAGGUCCAGAACACGCACAUCCAGCACAAUGUGAGGAUUGUUUAUCAGCUGUAGAACAUUUUCUAAAAGAAGCAAUGAAUUAUGGAGUGGAUCCCAACCGCAUUAUCCUUGCAGGGGAUAGUGGUGGAGCAACACUUGUUUCUUUGGUUUGUCAAAAUCUUUUAUCUAGGAAAGAUAUCCCAAAAAUCCAAGCACAGUUGCUGAUUUAUCCAGUGCUCCAGACAGUAGAUGUUACGUUGCCUUCAUAUCAGCAAAACUGCUUUGCCCCCAUCUUGUUUAAGGAACGAGCUAUCAAACUUGCUCUAAGAUUCAUGACUAGAGAGAUGGUAGAUAUCAAGGGAGCGAUGAAGAAUGCCCACGUUCCUGAUGAUAUAUCAGUGAAGUACAGGAAAUGGAUUAGUGCUGAUCAUAUUCCAGAUGAGUUUAAGGUCAGAGGCUAUGUGCCAAUGGUGCCUGCACCAUUUUCAGAAAAACUUUACAAGUUAAGUGAAAUAUCUUUUCAGCCAGAUAAUUGUCCACUUUUAGCUGAAGAUGACAUUGUACGCCAGCUCCCUGAGACUUUCCUUUUGACCUGUGAAUAUGACAUACUUCGAGACGACGGAUUAUUGUACAAGAAACGGCUAGAAGAUAACGGUGUGCCGGUGACUUGGCUUCACCUAAAGAAAGGAUUCCAUGGAAUUAUGUUUAAUAAUGAUUUGAUGUUCUUUCAGUACCAAGAGGCAGAACAUGCAAUGAAACGCAUAGUGGACUUCAUACAAAGGUUCUAAAAUGAAACUGCCUUCAUUUGGAAACACCUGUGCCCCGUUACUUUGCAUGAAAUUGCACUGGAGUUGCUUUCUUUCAAAGGUUUGUCUCAGAUCAGGAUAAUCAAAAUCUAGACAGUGUCCAGUAUACAGAUAAAGAUGGGUAGCCGUGUUAGUAUGUCUGAAGCAGUAAAAAUGAAGAAGUGAGCUGUGACUCAUGAAAGCUCAUACCCUACCACUAUUUUUUAAGUCUUAUAGGAGCUACUAGACUUUUUCUCUUUUCUACUGCCCAGUAUACAGUGAUGAUUGGGGACAGAGGUGGGGGUGGGGAGUAGGAAUAGAAUCUGGUUUCAAAUACUUUCAAACUCCAAUUGCUUGGUCACUAUUC